Messenger RNA from Anopheles nili, 1483 nucleotides. RefSeq names its product 2-amino-3-ketobutyrate coenzyme A ligase, mitochondrial (gene Gcat). The record is from RefSeq and is a predicted model, not a curated record. The transcript has 3 exons. The coding region runs from base 138 to 1415 and encodes 425 amino acids. Gene Ontology annotation, biological process: biosynthetic process; L-threonine catabolic process. Gene Ontology annotation, molecular function: pyridoxal phosphate binding; glycine C-acetyltransferase activity. Lineage: Eukaryota; Metazoa; Arthropoda; Insecta; Diptera; Culicidae.
CAUUGUAGUUAGAGCAUACAUUGUGGCACAACCGACACCCGAUCUUUGACUAGGGGUGAUUGUUUUCUGCAAAUUUUUAGAUCAUUACGUUAGGAACCUAGCGGUGCGACGAGCUAUCAAAUAUACGCUCCAGCAGAAUGGCAACGAUGCAGUUUUCGCGCAACCUGUUGCAGCAAUGCGGCCAAGGUAAAGUUUCAGCCGCCUUCUAUGGCACCGUAUCGGCAGGGAACCAGAAGCUCCGUCAGAUCAUCCAACAUCAGCUCGACGACAUCCGGGAGGCUGGAACGUACAAAAGCGAACGCAUCAUAACCACGCCACAAGCCACAACCAUCGGCGUGGAGGGAAGCAGCGGUAAAAUUCUCAACUUUUGCGCCAACAACUACCUCGGCCUUUCGGCAAAUGGGGACGUUAUCAACUACGGCAAGAAAGCCCUCGAUGAGUAUGGUGCCGGGUUGAGCUCGGUGCGGUUCAUCUGCGGCACGCAGGACAUCCACAAGCAGCUGGAACGCAAACUGUCCGCGUUUCACCAGCGCGAGGACACGAUCCUGUACGCGUCCUGUUUCGACGCGAACGCGGGCAUUUUUGAAGCCGUCCUCACGCCCGAGGAUGCCGUGUUCUCGGACGAGCUAAACCACGCGUCCAUCAUCGACGGUAUCCGGUUGUGCAAAGCGAAGAAAGCACGCUAUCUGCACCGCAACAUGGCCGAUCUGGAGGAGAAACUGCGUACGACGGACGCCCGGGUCAAGAUGAUCGUCACCGACGGGGUGUUCUCGAUGGACGGCAACGUGGCCCCGCUUCCGGAGAUCUUCGAGCUAGCUGACCGAUACGGAGCGGUAACGUUCGUGGAUGAUUGUCACGCGACGGGCUUCUUCGGAAACACUGGACGUGGCACGGAGGAGUUCUACGGCAUGCUUGGUCGGUGCGACAUCAUCAACUCUACGCUCGGCAAGGCGCUGGGUGGUGCGGCCGGUGGUUAUACGACCGGUCCGAAGGAACUAGUAGAUCUGCUGCGCCAGAAGUCCCGUCCGUACCUGUUCUCCAACUCACUGCCACCACCGGUCGUCGCCAGCGCCCAGAAGGUGCUCGACAUGCUGAUGGAAUCGAGCGCACUGACGGCGAAAGUGCAGAGCAAUACGCGCCGCUUCCGGAAGGCGAUGACCAAUGCCGGUUUCACUAUCUCCGGCAUGGACCAUCCGAUCAGUCCGGUGAUGCUGGGCGAUGCCCGACUGGCGUCGACCUUCGCGGACGAGAUGCUGAAGCGGGGAAUCUACGUGAUCGGCUUCAGUUAUCCGGUGGUGCCGAAAGGCAAGGCACGCAUCCGGGUGCAGCUGUCGGCGGCUCACUCCGAGGAGGAAAUCGACCGGGCCGUGGCCGCGUUCAUCGAGGUAGGUAAGCAACUGGGUGUGGUGUCGUAGUUUGAAAGCCGACGCGCUUUGGUGGAAGCUAUCCACGGAAGUAAACGGACGGGUUUAUGUUGCAAAUU